GUUAUGACCGCACCGCCACCUAUGACAGAUUGACAUGGCGAAGCAAAGGCUAUCAAGAUGCGCUCCAAAAGACGGACCAGAGAGCCCCACCAGAGAUACUGGGGAAUAGACAAGAACCUCAUCCACCUUGUAUCAAUCUUAGUCCUAGGCAUUGCUAUCUUGAUUGGACUCCGUUACAUGAACAACAGCAAGCUUCCAGCCACGCCAAAAGCACCGCCACCUCGCCAACCCACAAAACUUUCCAAGAAACUAUGGGAGGUCUUCGGUUCUCCGCGUGGAAAAGGUCUCAAGGCUACCCAGAAUAUUCUUGCCGGACAAAUGAUAUUGCUCGAGAAACCUAUCAUUAAGCUCCCUUCAGAACCAGACCGCAGUGCGCAAGCUCAGCUCCUUUUUGAGAAACUGAGCAGUCUAUCAGAUGCAGAUCGGGCGGAGUAUUUUAGUCUUUGGAAUACUGUUACUGGCUUUCCAGAAGACAUUUCUCAGGAACAACGGCUCAGGGGACUUGCGUUGAAUAUAUUCGAGUCCAACGCCAUCCGGGGCUCAGAUCGAUCAGCAGCGGUGUACAAAAAUGCGGCAAGGAUCAAUCACUCCUGCCGUCCCAACGCCGUGUAUCACUAUCGCUCCGAUCUCGGUGUUCUUACAAUUCAAGCUGUGGAGGAUAUUCCGACUGGGGAAGAAAUCCUUGCCCCAUACUUCGACGCCAGUGUUCGCACACGAGAAGACCGUCAGAAAUACCUCAGAGAAGCCUAUAGCUUCGACUGCCAAUGCGAAAUCUGCUCAGGAAAUGAAGCUAAGGUAGAUGAAAGCGACCGCCGCAGAGCGCGGCUUUCCAACCUUACAAGUGUUUUGGUUUCCUGGAGUGACGAGAAAGCUGAGCCCGAAGAUGCUAUUGCUGCCAUUGAAGAAGCGCUAAGACUUCUACAAGAGGAGAAUUAUCACGCUUCCGUCGGAGUCUGGAUGGCCAAUGCUGCAACCAUCAGCGCUGCUCAUCAGGAUCAAGACGGUGUGAAACACUGGGCCCGGAGGGCUGCUCUCCAGUACAUCAUUGAAACUGGGAGAGACAGUCCAGAAGUGGCAGCAAUGGCCACGAUUCUGAAGGAACCUAACCGUACGAUGUCUUGGGGGCAACGCGACGCACGGAAGUUAAACAUUGCCGAACCGAUGAGUCCCAUAUAGAAAUUAGGUGUAUUCGAUCCUUCAGAGUAUCAAUACGUGGGUCUGUAUGGUUAGAAGAAUUAAGGGUCCAUGUGCUUGAGAUCAGCCAUUCCCGAUCAUUGAUGGUGGACCUUCUCGUAAAAUAGUAUAUACGCUUUCGACUUGAACACCUCUUCCACUGUUGCUGGCCUGACAAGGGUAUCACUGAUAUAGCACCAUUGUCGGCUUGAUCCCAAUUUCUCCGAAGUGGGGGUUGCUUCGACAUUGCCGAGCUGGGCGAUUCCAAGUCGUCCCCAUUAUUAUCUGUGGGGGCCAACGUAGUUGGCCUUGGAGACAACGCUGUGUAAGCGAUGUAGUGUCCCCCGAGCUAUGCCACUACAGUUUAGUCCAUACUAUGCCUACCCGUCACCCGAUUACUCACCAUACUUCCUAUAUGCACAACAACAGCAUACAAACGAUACCAAGUCGGG
Cantharellus anzutake is the source of this 1625-nucleotide messenger RNA. RefSeq lists its product as uncharacterized. The transcript is spliced from 7 exons. The record is from RefSeq and is a predicted model, not a curated record. NCBI's taxonomy places the organism in Eukaryota, Fungi, Basidiomycota, Agaricomycetes, Cantharellales, Hydnaceae. Gene Ontology annotation, molecular function: protein binding. Bases 58 to 1176 code for a protein of 372 amino acids.